UGUGUGAUGUUUCCUGCGGGCCCUGAAGGCAGCAGAGCCUGGGGGCGGGGCGUGUGAGUCAUGACUCUGGUGAUCCGACACUCAGCGGCUGAACCGCAGACAGCAGCGGCAGCAGCAGCGACUCUCCCCGCCUCAAAAACACUCAUCAAACCGGCCAAAAUGUCUCCGCCGCCGCCGUGACUGAACUCCCGGCGGCUGCGCGGGCUCCAUGGUCUUUUUCCCGGGGAUGCAAACCCAGGCGCGCGGCGUCAAUCCGGGACAGCUGCUGGAGAUGUUUGACUCGUCGUGGAAAGUGCGGAGCAUUUGGGACGGGGUGAGGCUGGAGGUGGUGGAGGACCCGAGCCCGGUGGUCCUGCACAGCCUCACGCACCUGGACCCGGACCUGCCGCUGCUGGAGGUGAGCAGGAGGAGGCCGGGGCACGAGGCAGGGCCGAGGCGGGAGGAGGGUGAGGGAGAAGCGGGGAUGAGAGGCGGCUGAGUCCGUUAGCUGGUGCGGUUUGUUGAGGUUUGGAGGAUGUUCAAGACCGGUUUGGUCGGGGGUCCUCGGUUGGUCCUGAGCUGGUCCUGAGCUGAUAAUUAAGUAAUCAAUGUUAGGAAUAAAACAAGUUUGAUUUAAGGCCAGUUACAACCAAGUAGCCUAACAUACUUUUUAUUUUUAUUUUUUUUUCUAGAAAUGUUAGGGACUGUUCUUUAUUUAUCAGAGUAGAGGUGUGGCCCAGUGUGACUUUGUUUUUUUUUAAAACAACGUCUCUUUUUCCUUGAGCCUGCAUGAGUGAUUUUGGAAAAAAGUGCCAUUCAUGCUGGUUAGUUCAUACAAACUUUUAAAUUUGUUUUUCU
This is a messenger RNA of Plectropomus leopardus (leopard coralgrouper), 837 nucleotides long. NCBI's taxonomy places the organism in Eukaryota, Metazoa, Chordata, Actinopteri, Perciformes, Serranidae. The record is from RefSeq and is a predicted model, not a curated record.